Messenger RNA from Knipowitschia caucasica, 3726 nucleotides. Lineage: Eukaryota; Metazoa; Chordata; Actinopteri; Gobiiformes; Gobiidae. The record is from the annotation of a GenBank genome assembly.
AUGGGGCGGUCCUCCUCAGUGCGCUCGUUUUAUUACUACUACCGCCCGCCUCCUGCGUCUCUCAUACCCGCACACACUCGUUCAUGCCCGGUGAGCCUGAUGUCGGUCUGCUCCUCUUUGUCGUUCCAGCUGCAGCAACAGCAUCAGACCUGCCAUCAGACCUGCCCCUGUGCAGCCUGGAAGCAGCGGCUGGACGCUCACACCGGUGCAUGGAACACAGCCCUUUGUCCGCCCUUCAUCAGGUUAGGUGUGUCAAAGAUGGAGAAUGGUCUGUUACCGGCUUCGGAGGAAGAGUGCUUGUGGGACAAAGUGGACUGCAAACGCUACGAGCUUUGCCGUAGCAUCUUGCCCUCCAAACUCUGCCCGUACCUGCGGCAGUGCAAAGUCCUGGACGAGCAGGACGAAGACGAGGUGCUCAACUCCCUCCGGCUGGUGUGCAACGUAAACCGCACCAGCCGCUUGCUGGACAUCCUCCAAACCCGAGGAGAGCGGGGAUAUGUGGCCUUCCUGGAGAGUCUGGAGCUGUACUAUCCUGAGCUGUACAAACUCGUGACCGGGAAGGAACCCACGCGCCGCUUCUCCACCAUCGUAGUGGAGGAGGGUCACGAGGGGCUGGUGCACUUCCUGAUGAACGAGGUGAUGAAGCUCCAGCAACAGUCCAAAGUGAAGACCCUGCAGCAGGCCGAGCUCCGCAGCAAGAACUGUACUCUGGAGGACGAGCAGAAGAAGCUGCGGCUGGUCAACCAGGAGCUGCAGGCGUUUCAACAGCGGUUCAACAAGUUAAAAGAAGAGAGAAACGCCUACAGUGAUGAGCUGCUCAGAGUGAAGGAUGAAAACUACAAACUGGCCAUGCGCUACGCCGCUCUGAGUGAGGAGAAGAAUAUGGCCGUAAUGCGGAGCCGGGACCUCCAGCUUGAGAUCGACCAGCUGAAGCACCGGCUCAACAAGUUGGAGGAGGAGUGUAAGAUGGAGCGCAGGCAGAGUCUAAAGCUGAAGAAUGACAUUGAGAACCGGCCCAAGCGAGAGCAGAUCCAUGAGCUGGAGAGGGAGAACGAGAUGCUGAAGAUCAAAGUCCAGGAGCUGCAGUCUAUCAUACAGCCUGACAUUGUGCCGACGUCGGACAAAACCAUCCUGGACAUUCUGGAGCAUGACCGCCUAGAGGCUCUGGAGGACCGGCAGGACCUGGUGAACCGUCUGUACAACCUGCAGGAGGAAGUGAGGCAGGCGGAGGAGCUAAGGGACAAGUAUCUGGAGGAGAAGGAGGAACUGGAACUCAAAUGCUCCACUCUUCAAAAGGAUUGUGAAAUGUACCGCAACAGAAUGGACACCAUCACUAUUCAGUUAGAGGAAGUGGAGAAGGAACGAGACCAGGCUUUCCGAUCCAGAGAUGAAGCGCAGCACCAGUUUUCCCAGUGUCUGAUUGACAAAGACAAAUACCGUAAGCAGAUCAGAGAGUUGGAGGAAAAGAGUGAUGACCUUCAUGUAGAGAUUGUUCACAAAGAUGCCAAAAUAAUCACCCUGGAGUCUCGUCUGCGGCGCCUGGGAAAAGACCAUCCCCUGGACCAGAUCGACAAGAACGUGACUUUACUCAGAGACUUUGCCCCAAAGAGCAUGUCUGAGGAGGAGGAGUUUAAAGCGGCGCCCUGUCAAACAGAAUGGUCCAGUGACGAGUCGCCGGAGGAGAAGUUCUUCACUGAAGAUCACCGCUUCAAGCGCAGACCCAACAUCAAAGCUAUGAUCAGGGUCAAGUCGCCUCUUCCUUUCAGAGAGCAUCAAACUAACUCUGAAACGACUCCUUCUGCAGUCAACGGAGGUGAUUUCUUAGGGGCGCCAACAAAGACCUUGAGCGCCUCUGCUCCCUCUUCUCCCAGUUUAUCAGUGUGUCCCGUAUUCCCACCCAGCGCUGCUCCCUCCUCGUCACCAAAGCCCCUCCCCCUCAUUGUGGACCGGCCUAACAUGUUGCGGUAUCGUAAUGACAGCAUCAUGUCCACCAACCCUGAGCCGCCAGACAAAGCUUCUUUGUAUCGCAGAGAGAGAGAAAAAGAGAGAGACUUCUAUCCUCGUAGAUACAGUCACUCAGACUUUGAUAGUGAUAACCAGGAAAUGGAUUUUGAGGACGAGGUGCAGUGUGGGCCGUCUUCUGUUCACUCCUCCUCCUCCUCGCAUCAGUCUGAAAGCAUGGACACGUAUGACCUGGAGCAGGUCAAUAAUAUCUUCAGGAAGUUGUCUCUCGAGAGGCCGUUUCGGCCAUCUCUGUCGUCCAUCACCAGAAUCAGCUCCACGUUGAAGCCCGUGCAGGAGGUGUCUCUGCUCGGAGACGAUCUGCUGAAGGACCUCACUCUGGUCGGAGGCAACGACAGCGGCAUCUUCAUCUCCUCGGUGACGGCGGGCUCAGGGGCCGAGGUGGCGGGGCUACGGGAGGGACACCACCUCCUCAUGUUGGAAGGCGUCGUCCGAGGAGAGAACCAGAGCGUGUCGUUGGCCACCAGCACUCAGGAGGAGGCUCACUGGACACUGCAGCGCUGCUCUGGCCUCAUCAAACUACACUACAGAUCAAACUACGACGCUUAUUGGAGUCUCCAGAGGGACAUCGCAGACGGACGGCUGGCCUCUGGGGAUUCCUUCUACAUACGCGUGAACCUCAACAUCUUCAACCACGAGAGCUGCUCCCUGAACGUGCGCUGUGACGAGGUGCUGCAUGUGCUGGACACCCGCUUCCAGGAGCGCUGCGAGUGGCUGUGCGCCCGCGUCGACCCGUACAGCGGCCUUGACUUGCCGGAAACAGGAAGCAUCCCAUGUAACUCCAGGGCUCAGCAGCUGCUUCUGGUAAAGAUACAAAAGUUGGUCAAUCGAGGCGGGAAAGAGGAGGCUGAAACCAACCGCAAUGCACGGAAUAAUAUUCCGACAGAAGAUCCAAGUUCCUCUUCAGACAUUAAAGCCAGCCCUCGUCUGUCCAAAGCGAGCAUCUUCAUCACACAAAUAAUACAGUUUGUCAGCAGGGUGGACACCAAAUACAAGCGCAUGAACAGCAGCGAGCGCGUCAGGCUGGUGAACUCCUGUGGCUCUCUGCCCAGACAGAGCCUUGAGACGCUGCGACCGGAGGACGCCAACCCGGACAAUGACUCGUGCAGAAGUUUAAACCUCAUCCCCUACAGCCCUGUCACCCUUCAGAAAACCCAGAGAAGGCGGCCUGUCCUGUUCACACCCUUCGCUUUGGCCAAAACCAUCAUCAACAGAAUCCUGAGCACAGCGGGAGGGACGGACUUCAGCGGCUGUAAAGCAGAGACCUUUACCAAAGAGGAGUUUCAGCUCAAACAAAGCGUGGAGCCCUUUGUUCACUUCACGGAGAAGCAGGCUGCGUAUGAAUGCAUCACUAGAGAAAACAUCGAAGCAGUGGCUGCAAAGGAAAAACACUGUUUGGUGGAGGCCGAGCUCAACUGUGUGAAAGAUCUUCUGAGGAGAGAGAUUUACCCCAUCAUCAUCUACAUUAAGAUCUGUGAAAGAAAUGUCAAGAAACUGAGGAAGCUGCCGGUGCGCCUAGAGCCAGAGGAGGAGUUUGUGCGCUGGUGUCGGGCCACAGAGAAGGAGCUGGAGGGGGUCCCGUGUCUGUACUGCUGCGUGGAGCCCGAGGCCUGGACUGGACAUGAAGACCUGCUCCGAGUCAUCAGGGAGCGCAUCGUGGACGAGCAGAAGAAGACCAUCUGGGUGGAGCAAGACAUGUUAUAA